CGCCGCGGGGAGGUGACCCCCGGCGCCAUGGGCCCCACGGCGGAGGCGCUGCGCGAGGCCAUGCGCUACAUGCUGGAGUCGCAGGGCUUCGACCGCGUGCUCCGCAAGAUGCGGCUGGUCUCGGCGGCGCCGGGCAAGGUGGUGUGCGAGCUGAAGGUGGAGGAGGAGCACGCCAACCGGGGCGGCACGCUGCACGGCGGCCUCACCGCCACCCUCGUGGACGUGGUGUCCACUGCCGCGCUGCUCUACACGGAACGAGCAGCGCCCGGCGUCAGCGUGGACAUGAACAUCACAUACACCACUGCUGCUAAGAUUGGAGAAGAGGUGCUGAUUACAGCCCAGGUUCUGAAGCAAGGAAGAAAUAUGGCAUUUGCCAGCGUGGAUUUAACAAACAAGGCAACAGGGAAGUUAAUAGCACAAGGCAGACAUACAAAGUAUCUUAAUUAAUACAAGAAGGUAAUUUAAAAAAAUAAUAAUGUUGGAUGUAAGAAUCCCCUAUGGAGUGAUUUUCUCAUGUGUGCACUAAGAUGGAUCAUUAGCAUAAGAUGCUGAUACCCUAAUGAACGUAAGCCUGUACUACCAUGAAAAUUGCUACAAGGCUGGAAUUAGCAUCUCCUUUGGCAGGAACAACAGAAAGUGUUAGGAUGAGAUACAUGUAAAUUUUUUGUUCCAGAUGCCAGAAGGAUAAAGCCUUUGGACCAGCAAAUAGCUUACCAGCACGACAGUGUUAGCUUGGUGGGUGAAUAAGCAGCUCUCUCUCCUGGUUUGUCACCAACACAAACACUGUGUUUGCAUAUAAAGCACUUGCUCUUUAGGACAGUAGCAAAAGGUUUUUACAGAUGUUGUUUGAAACUGCAUUUGGAAGUGGAAAGUAGGCUAAAUACAAAGGGUAAUUCACUGAUGCUGUAACAGAUAAGUACUCAAUAAAAC
Molecule: messenger RNA, 930 nt
Organism: Nothoprocta perdicaria
Lineage: Eukaryota; Metazoa; Chordata; Aves; Tinamiformes; Tinamidae
Gene: ACOT13
Product: acyl-CoA thioesterase 13
Exons: 3
Coding region: 28-447 (139 amino acids)
Molecular function (GO): fatty acyl-CoA hydrolase activity
Source: RefSeq, a predicted model, not a curated record